AUGCACAAAACUAAUGACGGUAAACAUGGUAUAAAUACCAUCAAAGCUGACUGUCCAGACAACUGGAUCAAGCAUAUUGGACAAUGCUACUUAUUUGUGGACCACACAACGUUAGACUGGAAUGACACUUUUAACUUCUGCAAAAAUUUUGAUUCUGAGCUUGCUGAAGUAGAGACGGCAAUUGAAGAAAACUUUUUAGAGCAGCAUGUGAGACAACUAGGAAAAGGAAUUGGAUUCUGGCUUGGUGGGAGUGACAUAAUUUUAGAGGGAGAAUGGAUGUGGAUGACAAGUAAGACACUUCUGAGUAUGGCGUACACGGCCUGGAAGCCAGGAGAGCCUAAUAAUGAAGGAAACAACGAACAUUGCUUGGAAAUACAAUGGAACAGUUUUCUUUGGAAUGACACACCAUGUGAUCAACAACGUCAUUUUAUUUGUGAAAGAGCAUCUCAUCCCGGGGGUGAUGUAAUCGGCUGAUUGGUUUCAACACCAAUAAUCAAAAUGUUCAUUGU
Molecule: messenger RNA, 509 nt
Organism: Saccostrea echinata
Lineage: Eukaryota; Metazoa; Mollusca; Bivalvia; Ostreida; Ostreidae
Product: perlucin-like
Exons: 5
Coding region: 1-474 (157 amino acids)
Source: RefSeq, a predicted model, not a curated record